Molecule: messenger RNA, 501 nt
Organism: Vicia faba (fava bean)
Lineage: Eukaryota; Viridiplantae; Streptophyta; Magnoliopsida; Fabales; Fabaceae
Source: the annotation of a GenBank genome assembly
AUGGUCUUGCUCAGAUGCGUGGAUAGACAUGAAGCAGGCAUGUUGAUGCAUGAGGUUCAUGAAGGUUCAUUUGGCACUUAUGCCAAUGGACAUUCGAUGGCUAAAAGGAUGCUAAGGGCAGGUUACUAUUGGCUGACAAUGGAAUCUGAUUGUUAUAAAUUUGCAAAGAAGUGUCAUAAAUGUCAGAUUUAUGCAGACAAGGUCCAUGUGCCUCUGACACUUCUCAAUGUGAUUUCCUCCCCGUGGCCUUUCUCUAUGUGGGGUAUUGACAUGAUUGGGAUGAUAGAACCCAAAGCUUCGAAUGGACACCGUUUUAUCUUCGUAGCAAUUGAUUACUUCACCAAGUGGGUGGAGGCUUCUUCAUAUGCCAAUGUUACUAAGCAGGUGGUUGUGAGCUUCAUCAAGAAUAACCUUAUAUGUCGGUAUGGUGUACCGAGCAGAAUUAUCACUGACAAUGGCUCAAAUCUGAACAAUAAAAUGAUGACAGAACUGUGCAAAUAA